AUGCCCAGGGAAGAAAGUGAUCGUUCUCUAUUAUGGAGGAAGGCUAGAGAAGGCAAACAAGAAAACAUCCCCAAUCCAAAGACUGCAGAGAAAGCAAGAUUAAUUAAAUCUCACACAACUACGAUUUCAGAUAUGGGUGCAUGUGGACUGGUGGUGGGUAGACUGUGGGCGCACUCAGCCGGUGGGGACAGUUGCAAAGUUGGACCUGGCUCAUUAGGCUCGGUGGUGGUGUCGGAAGGGGACGAAGGCAUCGGAUGUGGACUGGUGGGGGUCGACUCAAGUAGAGUAGCGGCUGGAGAAGACCCAAUUUGGGUCCAUGUCAGAAGGAAAAGGAGGAGCUGGAAAAUAAGAGGGAAUCGAAAUUGA
This is a messenger RNA of Prunus armeniaca (apricot), 366 nucleotides long. Lineage: Eukaryota; Viridiplantae; Streptophyta; Magnoliopsida; Rosales; Rosaceae. The record is from the annotation of a GenBank genome assembly.